Molecule: messenger RNA, 1485 nt
Organism: Labrus mixtus (cuckoo wrasse)
Lineage: Eukaryota; Metazoa; Chordata; Actinopteri; Labriformes; Labridae
Exons: 5
Coding region: 214-1449 (411 amino acids)
Source: RefSeq, a predicted model, not a curated record
GUGAAGGUAUAACAGUUUGCGCAGAAUUAGCGCAGACAUUGGUGUUAAAAAAAAAUGUUUAUAACAAAUCAUAAAAACCGAGCAAGAACUUUAUAGUAAACGUGUGUUCCAGCCUUUCAAGACUGGGAGUCAUUUUUUCCAUGUGAUAUUUGAUGCGGAGGUAUUCGUCAACUGGGUGUUACCUCUCACUGGGACUUCACGAGAGGAGAGGAAAUGGCGGAUCUUGAAGAUGUCAAACCGGACGGGAGACCGCUGCAGUCCCUUCGUCGUGCGGAGUGUAAACGUGUAAAUAAGGAGAGGAGACAAACAAAAACCGCGAAGAAGAUUGCUCUUGUUCAAAGGCCUAAGAAGGAGGAGGAUGGAGCAUUGGGGGUGCAAUUGAAGCGUCCAACACAGCCUAGUCUAGCUGCAUGUGAGGCUAAACCGUCAGAGGACGCUGCUGUCAUGCUGCUGAAGACUCCUGUAGUUUGGUCACCUCUUACAGUUAAGGCUGCUGUGAGUAGAUUAUCAGGAGGUCAACAUGCACAGUCUUCCCAGACUAGUCCAGCUGUACCAGCGGUUAUAAAACAAGAAGAUUCUGACUCGCUGCCAAAAGCUCCAGUAACAUGGUCACCUGUAGCGGUGAAGGCUGCUGUGAAUAGAUUAUCAGGGAUGCAGCAUACCCAGCCUAGUCCGCCUGUGUUUGGCAAACACUCAGCACAUAAUGCUUUCAGGUCAACAAUGCCGAGCGAACAAAGCAGACUAACACCGCAAGAAGAGAGGAAAAAAGAGAUCAAGGUUAUACAGACUGGACGCUCUCAUAGGAGCAGAGUGCUGAGUGGCCCGUGGAGAAGAGUCGGUGAUAUCCUUCUGCGAGGAAGAUUUCAACGCCUCCCCAAAGCGAUGAUGAAAGUGCCUGGCUUUAAGGACCAUAUUGUUGCCGAAGUGCUCAAAGUGCUGGACAAAGAGUGUGAGACUCUGACCAGUGUGACAUUCAACUCAGCACUUCGAGAGAACGACCCGGCGGCUCUGAAAUCCUUCAGCUGGGACAAAGUGAUGAGCGAGUGGAAGACCACAGCACCCACUUUUCUUCAGUUCCUCCGACAUGCAAGCAAAGUCUUUGAAAAUCAGACACUAACACCAAAAGACAAGUCAUUACCGAUGGCGAUGGGCGGUGCGUUACUAUUAAGAGCACGGUCAUCCUGCAUGUGUGCACCGUUGUACAUCAACUCAAUGAUCCUGAGACAGGGAGGGACAAAGAAAAGGUGUAUUGCUCGGCUCAACAGACUUGGCCUCUGUAUGUCUAACCGCAGGACCCUGUUGAGACUUAAGGGCGUUGAUGAAACACAGGAACACUCCAAGCAAAGAUCAGAAGACACUGAAAUGCCUGAGUCAACCGAAGAUAAAGGAGAUUCAAAUUAUGAAGAAGGGGACAGCGAUGUUCCGGAGAUAACAUACAUUGUGUCAUAAUGUGUAAUUAAAUAAAAUGUGCAAAAACACCUGGAA